AUGGCCGCUAUCGUUUCGAACGAAAAGGUGUGUAUUUUGAUUUUUAAUCUUAAUCAUCGAUGAUCCAGUGUUUUUUAAAUUGCAAUCUAAUCGUAGUGACACUGUUCCUACAAUUCUUUUCCUUGCUUGUGAAUGGUUAUUUUAUAUCCUGCGCAAAUAUCUCAUUCAAAAAAGACAAAAUGUUAAAGUGCCUAUGACACAAAAUUUCACCCCAAAGGUUUAUGGUUGCAUUGUAAAGAUGACUUAAAAUGACUUAAUAAUUUCUUUUAUAGAAUUUUGAUAACUUGCUCCCUUUUCAAGAUAUUCAAUUUUGUUUCAUAUGCAAAUAUUACCGGUGUGACAUCACAUCACAUAAUGAGUUUUCAGAAAAGUAUGGUUUUCCUGACGAAUACGUAUUUAAAAACUUAAAAAUUGCUCUUGUAUAUAUAUAUUAAUUUCAUAACUGGUAAUUAACCCUCUGUAUUUGUUUGUAAAAAUAUUUUAUUAAGGCAAAAUAUUGCGUUUUUCAAAAUGUCAUUAUGCGAUGUGAUGUCACACCGGUGAUAUUUGCAUAUUAAACAAAGUUGAAUAUCUUACAGAGGAAGCAAGUUACCAAAAUUCUAUAAAAGAAAUUAUAAAGUCAUUUUAAGUGAUCUUUAGAAUGCAAUCAUAAAUAUUUGGGGUGAAAUUUCGUGUCAUAGGCACUUUAAUGUAUGAAUAAAACAUGUUAUUAUGUGGAAUGAUAAAUAUUAAAUAGGCAAUAAUUUGCAUAUUACAUUAUUACUGCUUUCACAGGAUGAUUCGGAUUACUCCACAAGUGAUACGGACAUUCCCAGAGAGAAAGAAAUAGUUGAAGUCGAAGAAGGUAAAUUUUAAUUUCUGUUUGACUUUGUUCAAUUUGAUUAUUUUUAUUUUGAAAUGAGAUAAUGGAUAAUCAUGAUUCAUGAUUUUUUAUUGAGUUUUAUAAAUAUAUAUUUUAAAGGUAAUGUGACUAAUGUCAAGUGAACUCGUAGUAGUGUAGUACUAGUACAUGUAUGCUGUAUUGCUGUAUACACAGCAGUUUGUUAAAACUUGGUUUCUUUGUUUACCUUUUCAUCAAAUUAUAUAUUCUUACAAAACAUGCUGUAUUAGUGUACCGUAUUUAGUCAAUAUCUGAAAGAGUAUGUCAAAUAAUGUGAAAUUUGAGCAGUAAUUACGUCACGAGGGGACAAAUUGAUGGUUACCAGUUGGUUAUAUUUAUUUGUCGCAUAUUAUAUGGUGUAAUUUGUAUGUAUGCAUGGUCAAUUGGUCAUUAUGACAACAUGGUGGUUUCAUAAAACUAAAAUUAUGUAGUCUCCUCAAUUGCAUAUAAUCCACAAUUCUACAUACAGUACACUGUUUACACUUUACAUGCUGUUCCUUGGUUAUUUUUAGAAAAAUGUUGUGUUUGUGGCAGACCACAUUCUAAUGCCCACAAAUGUCUGAAAUGUGAAAAGGGUGUCCAUGCAAUUUGUGGAAAGGUUCCCAUUGGUGGGGAGGAAGGAUAUGGAAGUCCUAUCAUAUGCAAUAUUUGCGACAAAGAAGACGAUACAGGUAAGUAAGUUAUUGACACUAAUCACUCUAAAAACAUUGUUGCACAACCUUUAAUUUUUAUGCAUCUAUGGUAUAUGUUAUAGUUAAAAAUUAAUAAAUUAUAUGAUCAUUUUAGUGACCCAUGAAUUAGACUCACCAGUAGUAAGCAGUACGAAAACUACUCUUGGUGUGAAACGCAAACUUACAACAGGUAUUUCAAAAUACAUUUGUGUUCUAGUUAUUAUUUAUGAAUGCAUAAACCUAAAUAAAUAUAAAGGUUGCACUAUAUAUGGUAGUUGGUGUUUCUAAUCAUGGGCAUAUUAAAUUUCAUGUGUAGGAGAAGAUCUCUGGUGGUUAAAGAAAAAAAAAAUGACCCCUCAACCUGCUAAAGUUGAAAAGGAUGAAAAGAAGCAAUGGGCAAUAUGUGUCACAUGCUUUAAGUAAGUAAUACUACUCUAUUCUGACAAGAUUUGUAUCUACUGAAAUAACUUGGUGUUUUGACAUCAUAACCAAACAUGCAUGCAUGUUUUGAGUUGCUAUGUGAUAAAUGUAACUGCAAUAUCGCAAAGGUAUAGAGUGGAUAUCAUGAAAGAGGUCAAACACCUAAUUGGUAUCUAAUGCAACUCCACGGAGUGAGAAACUAAAACAGAUGCCAAAUGUUCAAAUUGUUCAUGCUUUUUUCAGGGCUGGAAAACAUUCAAAAACAUUUAAACUUUGUCGCCAAAACCAGACCACAACCAAAAGGCACAUUCAACGGCAUCAUGCUCAAUCAAAAUCUUCUGAUGUCAUUAUUAAAUCAUUCUACGAUAGUGAUGAGAAUGUGAAGAAGGCACGAAAGUGUCUGGAAGAAUUGCAAGAAACUACAAAACAAAAUUCCACUGUAGCAUCAACACCUCGCCUCCACUUAAAUUUAUCGAAAGUAAAAAAGGAAACACAACAUCAUUGGCUCCAUCUGCAGUUGCACAAAAGGGACUUGGAGGGUACAGUAAUUGUCAAAGCCAUUGUUUAAUUUUAUAUCACAAUAUUUCUACUUGCAUAGCAUUCAGCCGAUCUGACUGGAUCAUCAGUAGAAAUAAGUGAAAUUUUCAAUGUAGUAAAUAAUGUACAGUAUGUUGCAUACAUGGUCUUUUAUACUGUAUUACCAUUUGUUGUAUAUGUGUGUUCUAAAAUUAUUUGUGUUCCAGGAUUAUUGUGUAAUAGCUCUGAGAUUGAAGAAGAGAUUGAUACUGCUAAUUUUGGAGAACUAUGAAAAUGUAACACUCUGUAUAUACCCUGUGACACUCUGUAUAUACCCUGUGACACUCUGUAUAUACCAUGAAGCAGAUUGUAUGCUCUUAUUGUUCUAUUUCCUUUAACACUUCAACAUUUACAUUUUUAAUAGUUAUUUAGGAUCACUUCCUACGGGUUUGGUGUUUAGUUCAGAGAAAUCACAGUUGCUUUUGGAAGGCGGAAAUAGAGAAUUUUACAAGCUCAAAAACACGGUCAAGAAUCAUGUAACAUUGGCUGGGGGCCAACUUCACUUUGAGGCAUUGCAGGUUAAAUUAUGUUCUGUACUUAGAAAAAAUACAGCAAAUGGCAAUUGAAAUCAUACUAUUGAAGUUAAAUAAUAGUCAUAUGCUAGCUGAUUACUUACUCAGUAUGUAAAACAAAGAUUAAUUAUCACUUACUGUAGUAUGACCAUGAAUGUAAGAGAAAGAAGAAACGUGGGGUUGCUGUCAUGGAAAACUUGGUCGGAAUUGCCUUGACCGUUGUUAAGACCAAAUCAGCUGCACUUCACUUUGAGACUAUGGUUGCAUCCCAUGCUUUUACUGGUUCUGAUGUUGGAGAGUUUGGGCACAGUCGAAAACAGUUUCAGGUAAUACAUGUAUAUAAAUAGUAAACAAUAAACAUCAGUUAAUGUAACUAUUAGUAUAUACUAGAAACAUACUAGUAGUAUACAGUAGUCAUCCAAUUGCUGUAAUCUGUAUGAGCAUGCAUGCGGGGGGAAAAAACAAGUUGGACGCCACAGAGUGAAAUUGUUUUUCCUUAGUUUUCACUGGGAAUAAAAUUUUUUCCAUAUUUUGUUUUAUGCUUUGUGGGAUUUUCCUGUAUAUUCAUAUAAAGUAAAUGCAUACCAGUACAUAAGUUAGUUUCUACUAGAUAAAUUAGAAUAUUUGCUCUUGAAUUCCAUCCAGAGAUACAAUAUACAAUUAGGACUUUGCCAUCAUUCUAUCUUAAAGUUUAAAACCAUGAUCAAACUAAUUUUUGUCAUAUUUCACUUAUUCAGGAUAUAUUGAAAGCAAUGGAAGUGUGGUGUGAUCAAGAAACAGCUACGUUUUUAUCACAACCAUUACCAUCUACCCGACUACCACCUCAUUAUUAUGUCACUUGUGACAAAGCAACCCCGAGUAGAAUAACCAACCAAGCUGUCAUGCUCUGUCCUAUGGUCGGUGGUCAAAGACAAGCGAAAGCCAAAGAAGUUUAUCACGCCGAGGAUGAGCUUGAAGUUGGAGAUGUUGCUGGUGGAAUUGCACAGGAACUGGCUAAAGGCAUAUACGAGGACGUUCGAGAGAGCUACUCAUCCAUUGAAGAAUCCGUCGUCAGAGCUGCCUGGAUGGGGACAGCUUGUGAUGGACCUUACCAAGCUAGACUGUUUGCUUCAACACUGCAGCAAUUGUUGGAUCAAACACAGUAUGAUGAUGUGUUCUUUUCUGUGUUAUGGGAUGCUCCCCAUUUUGUUGACCUAGCAUUCUCGGAUGUCUUUGAAGGGAAGAUUGGAAGUUCAAAGGAUCUUAUUCAACGCCUGGUCAAACGAUCCAGCGUAGUUCAUCACAUCUUUCAGCGUGGGAAAAUGCUAAAACAGGCGAUGGAAAUGGAAACUUCUGAUGAUGAGCUUGUAUUGAGAUUCACCAGCCCGAGCAUGUAG
Messenger RNA from Paramuricea clavata, 4435 nucleotides. NCBI's taxonomy places the organism in Eukaryota, Metazoa, Cnidaria, Anthozoa, Malacalcyonacea, Plexauridae. The record is from the annotation of a GenBank genome assembly.